This is a messenger RNA of Cyprinodon tularosa, 982 nucleotides long. RefSeq lists its product as uncharacterized. The coding region runs from base 1 to 957 and encodes 318 amino acids. The transcript is spliced from 6 exons. NCBI's taxonomy places the organism in Eukaryota, Metazoa, Chordata, Actinopteri, Cyprinodontiformes, Cyprinodontidae. The record is from RefSeq and is a predicted model, not a curated record.
AUGGCGAGGUUUGAGACAUUUCUCUAUUAUCUGCUUAUAACGAUCUCCUGGCAAAUACAUGGGUUCACUUCAGGGACUGGCAUAUUUUUGAAGACUGGAGAAGAUCUAUUCCUUAAUGUCACACAAGCUGAAAUUCCAACAAUUUGUCGUUUAUGGGUGUGGCGAUUUGGUGAUUAUGCAAUAGUAUCUUUUUCUAAAGAUUCAGAGGCAGAAGUGGAACUGAGUCACAAAGGAAAAAUUGAAAUUCUACAGAAUGGCAGAGUUAAACUCAAUAAUCUGAACAAGUCAGACAGUGGAAUCUAUACUGCGGAAAUAGUUUUGCCAAUAAAAAAAAAGCUUGCUGAAUACAACGUAACAGUGCAAGAUCCAGUGUCUCCUGCUGUUCUCACAAUCACCUGUGUGUCCAGCAACUCCUCCUUACGUAUCCUAACUGUGACCUGCAAGGCAGAGGACUCUUCUAUCAGCAGUGCUCUAAUAUGUGAAAAACAAACCUGUAAACAGGAGUUAAAAAAGAGUAGAAUGGUGACAAAAUCUGGCUCUUCCCUUCAUAUCUAUCAUACCAAUGAAUCAAUCAUCUGUAACCAUAGCAACCAGGUUAGCUGGAAAGAAUCCAUAAAAAAGAUUGAGGAUGACUGCAUCCAGAUUGGUGAAUCCAGAAACAGGGUUAUGUUAAUAAUCCUUGUCACUCUCGUAGUUUCUGCAGUCAUUGCAGUUUGCAUUUUAAUCAUCAGAAGUAGCGGAUGUCAAAAAGGAAACAAAGACAUGGACAAUACAAUAUAUGCAUGUCCUGUGGUAGAGGAUUCUCUUGACAGACGAAAUGAAACAGUUAAAGAUGAAGAUUGUUCCCCAACUACAACCUACAGCACAGUGGGAGCUUCAAGUAAGGAAUCCACUAAGAGUAGAUUCAAAGACCAACCAGAGACUGUGUAUGCACAGGUAAACAAGGCUUCCAGAUGACAUAACUUUAAAAAGAACUGGAGUA